ACUCUGAUAUUGACAUCCCGCCUGCUGAGGUCGGCCUGCCGUCGCUCGGUCGCUCGCUUCAGACCUGCGCUCACUUGAAAAUGGCUUCGUCCUUUUGGAAAGGCGUCGUUGGUCUGGGCCUUUUUGCGUUGGCCCACGCAGCUUUCUCCGCCGCACAGCAUCGAUCAUACAUGCGACUCACAGAAAAAGAGAAUGAAACUCUUCCAAUAGAUAUAGUCUUACAGACGUUAUUAGCAUUUGUGAUUACAUGUUGUGGAAUAGUCCACAUCUCGGGCGAAUUUAAAGACAUGGACGCAUCUUCAGAGCUCAAACACAAGACGUUUGACACGUUGAGGAACCACCCCUCUUUCUAUCUGUUUAACCACCGAGGCAGGGUCCUCUUCAGCUCACCUGAACAAGAGCCUGCAACUGCAACUCCUCAGGCCUUGCCCUCCAAUCCCCUGCGGUUACGCAAGCUGGAGAACUUUCACUGAGACUAGCCUUGAAAGGGCUGCCUUGCCCAUUUUGCCCUUUUUUCUCUGCAUCAGUAAGCUCCUCAGUUGGAAAGGGAAGAGAAACCUAUUUUCCCUUAACUCCUCUUUGUGCAUAUGUGAAUAUGCUGUACAAAUCUGCAUCUCUUCAUCAACGUGGUUACUACUUUGAAGUCUAAUGACUGUGCCAACUCCUUAUUUUUUUUCCAACUGAUACAUUUGUAAAUAUGUGUUAUUGCUUGGGAGUCUUAAGGGUCUGAAAUAUACAUCUGUACCCCUUCAGAUGGCACACAGAGAAAAGUGAUGUCAUACUGCUGUUGCACAAAGGGGCACAAAUCCCAUUACCCAUAUGGUUUGGUUUGCCACAAUUCCUGCUGUGUUGCCAUGUUUUCCUCUGUGACCUGCUCAAAGGAGGUUAAUGCUAUGGACCAUUAAUUGGAUGUGUGUUCACAUAUGGUAUUCCUGACUGACGGACUUCAGAAUAGAGUUUGGUAUGCAAAUAAUAUUUAAGGUUAGAGAAAUCACUAACAGGAUGUCUAGUCAGGAAAAAGAAAAGUAAAAAGGUUUAACACCAUUAACAAUACUGUGAACGCACAAAUAAUGGUACACCUGUCUUUCGUGGGUGGGAGCAUAGUUUUUCCGUUUUGUUAUGAUGCAUCUGACUUAUUUUUAACUUAAUGAAAUAAAAACUGAGAUUUUAUUGAUGAA
Pygocentrus nattereri (red-bellied piranha) is the source of this 1178-nucleotide messenger RNA. RefSeq names its product membrane magnesium transporter 1 (gene mmgt1). The transcript is spliced from 4 exons. Lineage: Eukaryota; Metazoa; Chordata; Actinopteri; Characiformes; Serrasalmidae. Gene Ontology annotation, cellular component: EMC complex; plasma membrane; early endosome. Bases 81 to 473 code for a protein of 130 amino acids. The record is from RefSeq and is a predicted model, not a curated record.